UUGCUCGCGGGGGCCUCAGCCACCUGCUCUUCAACAACAAUUCAAAAUCAUUUCGGCUCCUGAAAACCCCCAAAACUUCCAAAAAAAAAGUCAAAAUGCUCCUCCUCCCCAUCUCUCUCCUCUUCUUCGUCCCCGUCACCUCCUCGCCCAACAAGCUCAUCUUCAUCCUCGCCGGCCAAAGCAACAUGUCAGGCCGCGGCGGCGUCUCCAACGGUCCGGUGGGCCACAAAAUCCCCCAGAAUCCCUCCCUCCCCCUCCAUCCUCCGCCUUAACCCCGCCUCCGCUGGGUUGUCGCCGCUGAGCCCCUCACGCCGACAUCGACGUCGGCAAGCCGCGGCGUGGGCCCGGGCCUCCCUAUCGCGCCACGCCAUCGCGGCAGAUAUGCCGCGGGCGCGGGUGAUCCGCCUGGUGCCGUGCGCUGUUGGUGGGACCAGGAUCGAGGAGUGGGCCCGGGGGAGGCUUUACGGGGAGAUGGUGGCCAGGCGCGAGGCGGCGGCGGACGGGGGAGGAGAGGAAUCGGGGGCCGUGUUGUGGUAUCAGGGGGAGAGCGACACGGCGGAGAGGGAGGAGGCGGAGGAGUAUCAGGGGAGGAUGGAGAGGUUGAUUAGGGAUUUGAGGGUGGAUCUCGGAGAGCCUCAGCUGCUGGUGAUUCAGGUGGCUCUUGCAUCUGGAGAGGGACCUUUUGUAGAUAUAGUGAGAAAAGCACAGAUUGGAAUCAAUCUACCCAAUGUUUUAUGUGUUGAUGCGAAGGGAUUGCAGUUGGAAACCCAUCAACACUUGCAUCUCACAACCCAAGCACAAGUCCAGCUUGGCACAAUGUUGGCUGCAUCCUAUUUAAAACAUGUUGCAUAUAAACAUAACUCAAGCGUGUUCUCAAAGUGUGAUAUUACACACAAUCAUGUUAGAGAUCUUGGAGAAUCCAUUGAUAUAGUAUAAACCUUGGACUCGUUAUCUUU
Asparagus officinalis (garden asparagus) is the source of this 956-nucleotide messenger RNA. RefSeq names its product probable carbohydrate esterase At4g34215. The record is from RefSeq and is a predicted model, not a curated record. Lineage: Eukaryota; Viridiplantae; Streptophyta; Magnoliopsida; Asparagales; Asparagaceae.